Molecule: messenger RNA, 1416 nt
Organism: Lepus europaeus (European hare)
Lineage: Eukaryota; Metazoa; Chordata; Mammalia; Lagomorpha; Leporidae
Product: molybdopterin synthase catalytic subunit-like
Exons: 1
Coding region: 99-668 (189 amino acids)
Biological process (GO): Mo-molybdopterin cofactor biosynthetic process
Cellular component (GO): cytosol
Molecular function (GO): molybdopterin synthase activity
Source: RefSeq, a predicted model, not a curated record
AGAAAUAAAAGCAUCGCAGCUGUGGAAAGAGAUAGAAGCUCGACAUCCUGGGUUGGCUGAUGUUAGAAAUCAGGUGAUAUUUGCUGUUCGUCAAGAAUAUGUCGAGCUUGGAGAUCAGCUCCUCCGGCUUCAGCCCGGAGACGAAAUUGCUGUUAUCCUCCCCAUUAGUGGAGGCUAGUGCAUUUAAGCCAUGUAGGAAAGAUAUGGAUGAUGUUGAAGAGAAACCUAAGGAUAUAAUAAAAUUCACUGCUGAGAAACUUUCCGUGGAUGAGGUCUCGCAGUUGGUGAUUUCUCCACCCUGUGGUGCAGUGUCCCUGUUUGUAGGGACUACGAGAAAUAACUUUGAAGGGAAGAAAGUCAUUAGCUUAGAAUAUGAAGCUUAUCUACCAAUGGCAGAAAACGAGGUCAGGAAAAUCUGUAGUGACAUCAGGCAGAAGUGGCCAGUCACACACAUAGCAGUGUUCCAUCGACUUGGCUUAGUUCCGGUGUCAGAAGCAAGCAUAAUCAUUGCUGUGUCCUCAGCACACAGGGCUGCAUCCCUUGAAGCUGUGAGCUAUGCCGUUGAUAAUUUAAAGGCCAAGGUGCCCAUAUGGAAAAAGGAAAUGUAUGAAGAGUCAUCUUCAACUUGGAAGAGAAACAAAGAAUGCUUUUGGGCAAACAAUGAUUAAUCAGUUACAUUUUUUUAGCGCUCUCAUACUUGGGUAAAGUUUCACCAUUGAUUUCUCUGUGAUUUUUCUCCUCCACAGAUUGAUAGCUCACCAAAGCUCAGUGUUUUAUAAGUGUGGGGCAAAAAAAGAGAGAAAAAGCUAAAAAAGUGUGUAUUUAGGAUGAAGGGUUCCUGGGAGCUAGAGCCAAAGCAAGGGCUUUAGGGAAGACAAGCAGCAGUAUAAAUGAGAGGGAAAGCGUCCGUGGAGGACGUCUUUCCAUGACUAAGCCUAGUUGUGACCCUGCUUACACUGGGGUCUGGCAGCUGCUCAUCGACCUCGUCUCAGACACGGCCUCCCCUUCAGCCUCCCAUCCUGAUACGUAUUUUUAGAACUUAAUAUAUUUUUUAAAAUAAGCCGAUAAUUUUAAAAGUUUACAAAUUUUCCCAUUUUUAAAAAUUCAGUGAUAAUACCUAAACUAUUUCAUAUUCUAGAGAUUUCUAGUAAUUUAGAAUCUUUAAUCUUGACCAUAAUACUUGUUGCAUUUUAUGGUUACUAAUAUUGUAUCAGCGUACAUAUCAGCAUGAAAUUGUUGUAAAACUACCAUCAACGUGUUUUAUGUUAAAAUAUUAGUUGAUGUCUAAAAUUUGACUUCCAGAAAUUGUUGUAAGGAGAGUAAUAUAAAGGAGAUUAUAUGUUUAUUUAUUAAAGCAUUUUCAGAUAGUUUACUUUCUGGUUGCUUUUGCAUCAUGGUCCUUAGUGAAGUUAUUGG